GCCUCUCCACGCAGAGACACCGCCGGGCACCUCCACACCCUUGACAAACAUUGCAACCGCACCCACCCAGCACCCAGACAACAAGGAGAAGGAAGAAGGGAAACGUUACUGGGUUACUAUGCACUUGCGACUGAUUUCUUGGUUUUUUAUCAUCUUGAACUUUCUGGAAUACAUUGGCAGCCAAAACGCUCCACGAGGAAGGCGCCAGCGAAGAAUGCAUCCUAGCGCCAGCCAGGGCUGCCAAGGAGGCUGUGCAACCUGUUCAGAUUACAAUGGAUGUUUGUCAUGUAAGCCCAGACUAUUUUUUGUUCUGGAAAGAAUUGGCAUGAAGCAGAUAGGAGUGUGUCUCUCUUCAUGUCCAAGUGGAUAUUAUGGAACUCGAUAUCCAGAUAUAAAUAAGUGUACAAAAUGCAAAGCUGACUGUGAUACCUGUUUCAACAAAAAUUUCUGCACAAAGUGUAAAAGUGGAUUUUACUUACAUCUUGGAAAGUGCCUUGACAAUUGCCCCGAAGGGUUGGAAGCUAACAACCACACCAUGGAGUGCGUCAGUAUUGUGCACUGUGAGGCCAGUGAAUGGAGUCCUUGGAGUCAAUGCACAAAAAAAGGAAAAACGUGUGGCUUCAAAAGAGGGACUGAAACACGGGUUCGAGAAAUAAUCCAGCAUCCUUCAGCAAAGGGUAACCUGUGUCCUCCUACAAGUGAGACAAGAAAGUGUACAGUGCAAAGAAAGAAGUGUCAGAAGGGAGAACGAGGGAAGAAAGGAAGAGAGAGAAAAAGAAAAAAAUUGAAUAAAGAAGAUAGUAAGGAAGCAAUCCCUGACAACAAAGGCCUGGAAUCUAGCAGAGAAACCCCAGAACAACAAGAAAACAAAGACAAACAGCAGCAGAAGAAACGAAAAGUCCAAGACAAACAACAGAAAUCGGUAUCCGUCAGCACUGUGCACUAGAGGGUCCCAUCAAAUUAUUGUAGACUCAUAAUGCUGCUAUUCAUCCAGAUACCCAGGACAGGUGUUCUAGCCAUUAGCACCACAAAUGGACAAAACAUAUCAGUUACUGCUCUGUCUAAACAACUUUCCAAAUAGUUGCUAUAUUCUUCAUACAAGCAUAGUAACAACAAAGAGUCAAAAGUUCAAAAGAAAGGAUACUUUCAAAUGGCUUUCAUAUGUGCUUCUAGACAUUCUUUAAAGACAAGAAAUUCUGUACAUAAUUAUCAAUAAGCUAUAAGCGAUCACCCACAUAAUGAUGACAUCUAGAGAAGAAAACAUCUCUUCCCUAUAAAAAAUAUUUUUCCAAGCUAUCAUUUUUAAGAAGCAAAAGCUAAAAUUUUGCGAAUUCAAAGCUGCAGUAUCCCUUCAAAACAAGUAAGAGAUCAGGAGAGAGAAACAUUGUUCCAAGGACAGUGUGGCAUUGUCCGGAUCUGGAGAGAGCUCAGAAAUAGGGCCUGGCAUUUGGAAUCCAAAGAGUUAUCAUCACAGAAGCAACUAUUUUAAGGUUACUUUUUUUUUGGUCCUCAUCCAGUAUUUUUCUGCAAGGAACCCAAAUGUGUGUACAAGAAUUCAAUAUACUCUAUGGGAUUGGUGGAAGGCAAAUUGUGGAAGAAAUGACAGAGAUAGAGUUGACUGUAGUGCUUUCCAAAAUGGUGAAAGGUUGUAAUCACCUGGAACGGGUCUCCUCCAAACUAUGGCAGCACUAUGUGGCUCAGCCUGUACUACCAUCGGAAUCUCUAAGUCUGUUAAAACACAUGCCUGUAACUUUCUUCCAAAAACAAAAUUGUACUUCCUACAGGAAACUCUGAUUUUAAUAAACAAAACAAAACAAAAGAAUAGAAUGAGGAGAAUAUACCAUGUUUGCAAAGUCAUGUGUUUCCUUUCUCUCUGAAUGAGAGGACAAAACUUCUAUUACCUGCUUAAUGGUCCACCCAGAACUAAAAGGGACACUAUUUUCUAGCAAG
Molecule: messenger RNA, 1950 nt
Organism: Dipodomys ordii (Ord's kangaroo rat)
Lineage: Eukaryota; Metazoa; Chordata; Mammalia; Rodentia; Heteromyidae
Gene: Rspo3
Product: R-spondin 3
Exons: 5
Coding region: 119-946 (275 amino acids)
Source: RefSeq, a predicted model, not a curated record